CACCAAUCAGCAUCACUAUUAUUAUUCCCAUUCUCAUUUCUGUGAUGUGUUCGUAUCAUCAUCAACAUUAAUUACUAUCAAACCGCUGUCGUUAUAUUUCGCGAAUGGUGAGUGACUGACGAGUAAUGAUUGACGAGUGAUACGAAUGAUGAGUGGUGAGUUGUGAGUAUGAGUGUGAGUGUGCCUGUGCGUGUGAUUGUUGUGUAUGUUUGUAUGUAUGCGUGUCCGUGUAUGUGUGUGUAUGUGUGUAAUGUGUGCGAUUACCAACAGAGGCAGUUAAGCUUUUUUAACACUUGGGCUUUUAAGUGAUCUUGAAGCUAAAGAUAUUUUUUUGUAGUUUUAGCUUUUGAUUAACGAGAACUUCCACUUGUAAACCAUCUACAAUCGGUGUUGGGACAGUUACUGUUGAUUUCCCCCCUUUUAAUUUUUUUUCGAAAGGAUUACGGAAUUUCCCCUGAAGACAAUAAUAAUAAUAAUAAUAAUAAUAAUGAUAAUGAUAAUGAUAAUGAUAAUCGUCCAACCACUUUUCUUUUAAGGAGUCCACAACGUGUACAAGACACAAAGUGAAAAACAAAACAUAACGAAAAGAAUAAUAAUAAUAAUAAUAAUAAUAAUAAUAAUAAUAAUAAUAAUAAUAAUAAUAAUAAUAAUAAUAAAUAAAUAAAUAAAAAAAUAUAUAUUUAAAAAAAGUAGUUUACUUAAUAUAGUCAAUGGAAAUCAAAUUAUGGCACCAGGAAUUCUUCUAACCAACAUUCUUCUGAUCUUUUCCUUGUUGCCUAUUUACCAGGUCUCUGCAACUUGGUGGUUUAUCAGUCAGUACCCUCUUCACAUGGUUGGCGCACGAAUGAUGUGCAGCAAUAUCCCUGGAUUGGUGGGGAAACAGAAGAAGCUGUGUCGCAUUUAUCCAGAUGUGAUGCUUAGCCUGAGGGAAGGAGUUCAAAUAGGAGUAAAAGAAUGUCAAUUUCAAUUACGAAAUCAACGUUGGAACUGCAGUACCUUAGAUCGAGAUGCAUCAGUAUUUGGCAAAGCCAUGCUUAAAGGGAGCCGAGAGGCUGCAUUCGUAUACGCCAUAUCUUCUUCUGCUGUAGUGCAUGCAAUCACACGAGCCUGUAGUAAAGGGACGUUGCGGGACUGUUCUUGUGAUCCAACAAAACUGGGCAAAGGACGUGAUAAAAAAGGCAAUUUUGAAUGGGGAGGCUGCAGUGACAACGUGCGCUACGGGAGUGACUUUUCACGAAUGUUUAUUGAUGCGCGAGAAAAAAAAGUUCGUGAUGCCAGAGCGCUAAUGAAUCUACAUAACAACAGAGCUGGGAGGAGGGCAGUAAAACGCUUCAUGAAGCUGGAAUGCAAGUGCCAUGGAGUUUCGGGUUCCUGUUCCAUACGUACAUGCUGGUCUGCGAUGAUGGAAUUCCGUAGAGUUGGCGACUACCUCAAAAACAAAUACAAUGGUGCUGUACAAGUAAUGAUGAACCAAGAAGGUACCGGACUAAUUGUGGCCAACAAAGACCACAAGCGACCGACCAGGUCUGAUCUCGUCUAUUUCGAGUCAUCACCCGAUUAUUGUGUCAGAGAUCUUGAAAUUGGUUCUCUCGGGACAGCAGGUCGCCAGUGCAACAAAACGUCAAUGGGCCCCGAUGGAUGCGACAUAAUGUGUUGCGGGCGAGGAUAUGACACAGAAACAGUGAAAAUGAUAAAGAAGUGCCAGUGCAAAUUUCUCUGGUGUUGUCAAGUGAAAUGCAAAGAAUGCACAGAAUAUGUGGACUUGCAUACAUGCAAAGGGCCAAGCCUAACAGAGAGAAAAUGAUUAGGGUUUUUCUUUAGUGUUUUUGUAUAUAAUAAUGAUAAUAAUAAUAAUGAUUAUUAUUAUUAUUAUAAUAAUUUCUUUGAGACAAGACAGGACUACAUACGAAUACUGCCGCGGCACAUGCGUUCCACAAUCACGAUUUUGCAUUGCGACAGAUCAAACGUUAUCACUGAGAUAUCAUACAGAAGCAGACAUAUAGCUGACUACAUCCACAGUUAUAAAUAUAUGAAUUCACAUGAAUUUUCACACAAACAUGCAAGCGUUUAGAAAUCUGUAUAUCUAUACACUGUUACACAUAUACACAUAUAAAUUUAUCCAUACAUGCAGACGGUCAUUUACAGUUACAAAUAGACAUAUAACCAAACAAGCAUAUAUUUGUCAAUUACAAUUAUUUCUAUCUCCUUCCCUAUAUAUACAGACAUAAAUACUUACGUACA
Molecule: messenger RNA, 2241 nt
Organism: Octopus bimaculoides (California two-spot octopus)
Lineage: Eukaryota; Metazoa; Mollusca; Cephalopoda; Octopoda; Octopodidae
Product: protein Wnt-2b
Biological process (GO): cell fate commitment; multicellular organism development; neuron differentiation
Cellular component (GO): extracellular region
Molecular function (GO): frizzled binding; cytokine activity
Source: RefSeq, a predicted model, not a curated record